Closterium sp. Naga37s-1 is the source of this 1296-nucleotide messenger RNA. The record is from the annotation of a GenBank genome assembly. NCBI's taxonomy places the organism in Eukaryota, Viridiplantae, Streptophyta, Zygnematophyceae, Desmidiales, Closteriaceae.
AUGAUGAGCUUCCGCCCGCGGCCCACGGAGGCGUCGUCGCUUGUGGCAUCGGCGCGCUUCCUGCACAACGAGCUGCCCAUCCGCUUCGCGCACCGCAUCGCGGAGCUCGACCACCUGCCGCACGGCCUCUCGCACAUGCCCCAUGUGCUCAAGGUGCGGGAGUGGUACGUGCAGUCGUUCAUGGAUCUGCGCAACUUCCCCGAGGUGGAGGGCGCGGAGGAGGAGGUGGCGUUCACGCGCCUCAUCGAGCGCAUCAAGACACGCCACAACCACACCGUGCCCUGCAUGGCGCUCGGCAUCGCCGAGCUCAAGAAACGCCUGCAGGUGGACAACCCAUGGCUGCCCAUGGACAAGUUCCCCGAGGUGCAUCAGUUCCUCGACCGCUUCUUCCUCUCACGCAUCGGCAUCCGCAUGCUCAUCGGGCAGCAGAUAGCGCUGCACAAGACAGGGCCGGGCAGGGAGAGCAUGAUCGGGCUGAUAGACACCAAGUGCCGCCCCUUUGAGGUGGCCAGGAACGCCAUUGAUGAUGCAAGAACGCUCUGCAGUCGCACCUAUGGGAAUGCUCCCGAGGUCCACGUAUUUGGGGACCCCACCUUCACCUUCCCCUAUGUGCGCACGCACCUGCACCACAUGCUGUUUGAGCUGCUCAAGAACUCCCUCAGGGCCGUGCAGGAGCGAUUCCCAGACACCCAGCCGCCACCAGUGCGCGUGGUGGUGGCCGAUGGGAUCGAGGACGUGGCCAUCAAGGUGUCAGACGAGGGGGGAGGGAUCAAGCGCAGUGGCCUGCCUCGUAUCUGGUCCUACCUCUACAGUACAGCUUCCAUACCCACUCCUCUACGCCAGCCCCCAAACCCUCUCAACCCCAGCGAAACCGAACCCCCCUCACCCGCUUCCUCGGGACCUUCGACUCCGGGCUCCUCGCCUCCCUCCACCCCCUCCUCCCCAUCUGCCAUUUCUCUCGCCUCCUCUCCUGCCUCCUCGGCCGCGUCGUCCCCACGCGCUUCCCGGUUCACUCCUGUAGGCAGUAGUUUUGCCGAGCCAUGGGAUUUGACGGAGGAAGAUGGGGGAAUGGGCGUAGAUGAAGUGGGCGAUGGAGUGACUGUGAGCACGAUGGCGAGCGCUGAUGGGGAGGAGUUGCCGAGCGUGAUUGCUGGUUACGGUUACGGUUUGCCGAUUGCUCGACUCUACGCGCGAUAUUUCGGGGGUGACCUGCAAAUAUUCAGCAUGGAAGGAUAUGGUACUGAUGCGUAUCUACACCUCAACCGACUCAGUAACGUGCAGGAGCCUCUUCCUUGA